Molecule: messenger RNA, 1074 nt
Organism: Oreochromis niloticus (Nile tilapia)
Lineage: Eukaryota; Metazoa; Chordata; Actinopteri; Cichliformes; Cichlidae
Exons: 6
Coding region: 16-945 (309 amino acids)
Source: RefSeq, a predicted model, not a curated record
UUUCUGCCUCAAAGCAUGGGUCAGCCAGCGAGAGUGACCAUGGGUCAGACGCUCGACACCUUACACGCCACACGUUACCCAGUGUCAGGUGUUGCUCCGGUCGUCACCGCGACAGAUGUCUCUGGGCUGUUUCCAGACAGAGCGACGAUGGACCCAUUGGCUCACAGUGUGACGCCCCCAAGCAUGUCAACAACACAGGAGAAGUGUUACGACCCUCAUGACAAAACACUUAAAUUUGUCGAUGGAGAGGAUGAUUUGGACUUUUUGUAUGAAGGCUUCAAAUCUCUCAGAGCUCAGAUGUCCUGUGGUCACGCUGUGACCCCGACCUCUCUCACCAACUGGUGUCGCAGGUUGUUGGAGCAGGGUGAAAGCAGGUUUGUGUGUGGUGGGUCUGGUUGUGGUGCUGAGUGGACUUUUGCAGAGGUUUGUAAAAUGGCUCUUCUGGACCCUCAAGAAAGGCAGUACUUUCAAAAAACCAUGGAAUUUAACGCUGCCAGGCAAACACUUACUGCUAAGUUGUGUCCUGGAUGUGGAUCUGCUGUGACGAGAGAGAAUGGAUCAGAUUUGAAUGUCCUCUGUAAAAAGUGCACAGCAGUGAAAGGACGGCCGUUUGAAUUCUGCUGGCAGUGUUUGAGGGAGUGGAAGGGUGCACGGCCUCGGAAAGAUCGCUGUGAAAACCUUGGUUGUUGCAACCCGUCACUAGAAACUCUAAUAAAAUGCCCAAAUAUCACCUUUGAUUCAGUGAAGGAGUGUCCCUCUGUCCGUGCCUGUCCCACCUGUGGGUUACUGUUGGAGCACAGCAAGAAGCUUUGUAAAUUUGUUGAUUGCCCUCGGUGUAAUGUGUUGUUUUGUUUUGUAUGUCUGAAGUGCUCUGGUGAAUGUUGGAGGACCAGGUGCACUCCUGCCCCCAGACAGACCUCUAUACCUGUCUGGCAAAAGAAAUAAUGGGAAAGAAACAAGGCCGUUAAGUUUCACUUUCUUUAAAUUAAGAGUGGCUUUUUUUAAAUCAAUUCACCAUGCUGUGUUUUUUUUUAAUUCUCUGCUUUGAAUAACACAUUAAAAAUUAAAAAUUUU